Messenger RNA from Trachemys scripta elegans, 2663 nucleotides. RefSeq names its product lysophosphatidic acid receptor 3 (gene LPAR3). Bases 189 to 1256 code for a protein of 355 amino acids. NCBI's taxonomy places the organism in Eukaryota, Metazoa, Chordata, Testudines, Emydidae. The record is from RefSeq and is a predicted model, not a curated record. Gene Ontology annotation, biological process: G protein-coupled receptor signaling pathway. Gene Ontology annotation, cellular component: membrane. Gene Ontology annotation, molecular function: lysophosphatidic acid receptor activity. The transcript has 3 exons.
GCGCUGCUGCCAAACGCGCCUGGCUCUGCAAAGGCAGGCGGCCCCCGCCCGUCCUGCCCCCGCCCCCUUCGCGGGAUGCCCGGGCCGGCAAGGGGCGGGCAGAUGCCGGGCUCCCACCAGCGGGGCACGCGGGACGGCGACUGAACCCAGCAGGUGGCCGGCCGGCGGAUGUAAGGCCCUGAUCCAGGAUGAACGAAUGCCACUAUGAUAAACGUAUGGACUUUUUUUAUAACAUGAGCAACACUGACACAGUAGAUGAGUGGUCAGGGACAAACCUUGUUAUUGUUUUAUGUUUUGGGACCUUCUUCUGCCUGUUUAUUUUUAUUUCAAAUUCACUGGUCAUAGCAGCUGUGGUCAAAAACAAAAGAUUUCAUUUCCCCUUCUACUAUCUGCUAGCCAAUCUAGCUGCUGCAGACUUUUUUGCUGGCAUUGCCUAUGUAUACUUGAUGUUCAACACUGGCCCUGUGUCCAAAACGCUAACUGUUAACCGAUGGUUUUUGCGUCAGGGGCUUCUGGACACCAGCCUGACAGCUUCUCUGGCUAAUUUAUUUGUGAUAGCUGUUGAGCGACACAUGUCAGUAGUGCGGAUGAGGGUUCACAGUAACCUCACAAAGAAAAGAGUCACUUUUUUAAUUUUAUUGAUCUGGGCCAUUGCUAUUUUUAUGGGGGCUGUGCCUACUUUGGGUUGGAACUGCCUUUGCAAUAUCUCAACCUGUUCUUCCCUGGCUCCUAUUUAUAGCAGAAGUUAUCUGAUAUUCUGGACUGUCUCCAAUCUAGUUGUUUUCUUCAUUAUGGUGGUGGUUUACCUAAGAAUCUACAUGUACGUCCAGAGGAAAACUAAUGUCUUAUCUCCACACACUAGUGGAUCCAUCAGCCGUAGGAGGACACCAAUGAAGCUUAUGAAGACAGUCAUGACCGUCUUAGGUGCAUUUGUUGUCUGUUGGACCCCUGGGUUGGUGGUUCUGCUGCUUGAUGGUCUGAACUGCACUCAUUGUGGGGUUCAGCAUGUGAAAAGAUGGUUCCUUCUCCUGGCCUUGCUCAACUCUGUCAUGAAUCCAGUCAUUUACUCUUACAAAGAUGAUGAAAUGUCCAACACCAUGAGACGGAUCAUGUGCUGCUCUUCUGAUGAUAAAAACCAGGAGAGACGAUCUUCAAGGAUUCCUUCAACAGUGCUCAGCAGGAGCACAGAUACUACCGGUCAAUAUAUUGAAGACAGCAUUAUUCAAGGGACUAUCAGUGGCAAAGGAAACUCAUGAGCUAACCUGGGAUAUACUUUUCCUAAGAGAUAUAGGGUAGGAGGGGAGUGGCUUGUAACAGAAGAUCAUUGAAUAUGUUCACUCUGUUCCAAAGCCCAAACUCCUCAGUGUUACGUGAAGUCCUUGUAAAUAAUUACCCAAAGGGAAAAUGCAUUGUAUUGAAGAAAAAAACUUUCUGUGCUUUUUUUUUUUUUUUUUUUUUUUUAAGUACAAGAGAUUGUUUUCCCUAUAAGAGGAAUAAACUUGUUGAGAGAGACUUUCUAUGCAUGGAAACAAAAUACAAACAAUAUAAUGGAACUCUCCUUGCUAGACACCUGCAGGACACUUUUGGGGCUGGUAGGCCAGAAAUGUGCCCUGUUUGCUCCCUCUGUUUACAAAAUGUAUAUACCAAUUCAUACAUACCCCUCUCCCCACUUCAGCACAAAUAAUUCUAUACGCCCUUAAAACAAGUUAAUGCCAGCAACUUAGCAGUCAAGGGCAAGUCUAUAAUAGCAAUCCAUGGUGUGCAUGUGCAACUGCCCCCACCAUGGGUUGUUGGCAGAGGUAGAACACUACCAAAAGCACAAGCCACUACUACUUGAGUAGCAGGAGUGAUUGCACUAGCUGGAAGUAAUAAGUCCUUUUCCCACCUUCUGGGCCAAUGGGCAAGAUCACAUGCACAUGUGAAUUCUGGACAUUAUUGGGUGGGAAAUGUGGCUGAAAAUAGAUUUCAGUUUCAAAUUUUUACAACAAAAAUGCCAUAAACAAAGCCUGUUUAAUAUGAAUGAAUUUAUAUUUUUGCUGGGUUUUUUUAAUAGCCAGGUGUGUUGGAACGAUACAAGCCAGAAUAUGAAUGGAUCUCUCAUACACUGUAUAAAAAUCAGACUGGACCACAUUUAAUCCUCUGAUUUAGAGCUGAGGAUCUUGGGGGAGAGGCCAUGAGACUGCAGACAAUGAAGACUUAGAUUAAAAAUAAGAAUUUGUUAUUAGUGACUAAUCAAAUUUAAUGUGUGGAAUAACUUCCAUUCUUUGUGUUUUUAAAAGUGGCUGUAUUACCUGUGGAUUGUGUUUAGAUCAGGGACAUAUUUAAAGUUCUAGGGCAACUAUUUCAGAAAUGGUCCCUAAUUUUUGCAUGUCUCAGUGUUUGGGAGCCCAACUUUUGAAGCCCCUUCGGCCUGAGUUUCAGAAGUACUGAGCCCUGCAAUUCCUUUUAAGGUCAACGGAGCUGUGGGCGCUCAGCACUACAGAAAGGCAGGCCCAAAGAAUCUUAAGCUGAUCAAUCAAGAUCAGAGUGCCUUUAGAGAACAAACUCAAUAGCAGAUGAUGUAAUGUUGAAAGAUAAUGUAACCUAUUAAUCAUAGAACUGGAAGGGACCUUGAGAGGUCAUCUAGUCCAGUCCCUUGCACCCAAGAUAGGACUAAGUAUUAU